UAGCUGUGUUGUCGUGGCGUGAGUGAUUUCAAUUACCUCACCAUCGUCCUCUCUCACGUUCUGCCACUAAACUAAAAUAACUCUCACUUGUACUUUGCUUCUGGCUUGGCGUGGGGCUGGCGUUUGUGGAGUGCAUGAUCCUACUUAAAUUUUGCAUGGAAGUUUUAUAAUUGUGAGAAUUUUUUAACAACAGUUGGGUGUGUUGAUAGAUAUUGAAAACGGGAAGAAAACGUAUUGUUCGUCAUCAUCACUGGAAUCACGCAUCUAUUUCUGGGCAGAGUUAACAAUACUUAUUGAACAGAGUUGAACUCGUAGUCAGGUUUUAACCGAAAAAGUUAAGAAAGAUUAGAGAAAAAUUCAAUAGUUUCAGCAUAUACAUCAGGAAAUUAUCCAAAGGACAGCUUUACAGAGCAAUCACAUUUAAAAAGUGCAAAACCCAUCUCCACCAAUAUGAAGACAGAGUAUGGACAUCGGGCGCUAGCCACUAUUUCUGGGAUUAUCGGACUUGGCGUGUUGUUGUCCUCGACGGUAUACCUGAUUCAAGUCGUUGGCUACCAAAAUCCAGGGCUUUUGUAUGGGGGCUAUGUCCCUGGUGGGGCUGACUACUACAACGCGUCCUACAAUUUAUUUGGCUACCAGUUCAACCCGAUCAUUGCCAUCGCCUCGGUGGGUGUGGUUAUUGGUGCACUCCAGUUCUUAUCGGCCUUUGCGCUAUGCUGCACCUCCAGAUUUUCAUGGGCUUCGGUGGCAUGGAUCUUACUCCACGUGGUGCUUUUAAUUGCAGCAAUAGUCGCAAUAUCUCUGGGCUUCUACUACGAAGUUUAUCUGUACCUCUACCCUGCAAAUGGGAUUUACUAUGAUGCUAAUACGGGUUUUCUCGCACCAAAUGGUAACCCAAGGUUGAACGGGUAUACCGGAUAUAACAAUGCACUGUAUGGAGGUGGUGGGUACAAUACACCUCAGUUCAACGGAUUUAAUUCUGGGAUAAGGAAUUUGUUUGGAUAUAACGGAUACUAUAAUCCCAGUGGACAAGCAUAUCUUGCCUUUCUUGGGAUUGAUAUUGUUUUUCUGCUUGCGGGAAUAUUAGUUGUGGGAUGUACGGCUCGGAGGGAGCGGUAUCAAACGGAUAAGUAUGACUCCAAAUUGUAUCAUCAUCGCAACGCGAGCCCUGCCACCACAAGAAUGUAAUUUGUACGAAAUCGAGAUGAUGCUAAACCUGUCAUAAUGAUUGUGAAUAUAUAACACUUUAGGUUUAUAAUUACAAAUGCAAUAAAACUUUC
Molecule: messenger RNA, 1280 nt
Organism: Folsomia candida
Lineage: Eukaryota; Metazoa; Arthropoda; Collembola; Entomobryomorpha; Isotomidae
Exons: 6
Coding region: 451-1188 (245 amino acids)
Source: RefSeq, a predicted model, not a curated record